CUUGUAAUUUCCCCACGGAGGAAAUAAUAAAGAGGUAAAGAGGGUGGUGGCUGGGCUACCGGCUAGUGGCAGAAUCACAAGACGAGUGGUUUGGUCUCAGGAGACGCAGAGGUUUUCCCAUUUCAUCCCUCCUAUCACGAAAAAAACAAAGAGAACACAGAGAAGUGCAAAGAGAGACUGCGAGAGUGACAAGAAGACAACAACAUGUCGGGAGGUAUUGCUCGUGGACGUCUCGCCGAGGAGCGAAAAGCCUGGCGUAAGAAUCAUCCUCAUGGUUUCGUUGCUAAGCCAGAGACUCUGCCAGAUGGUUCUGUUAAUUUGAUGGUGUGGAACUGUACAAUCCCUGGUAAGCCUGGGACUGACUGGGAGGGUGGCUACUUCCCGAUUACACUCCAUUUCAGUGAAGACUACCCUAGUAAACCACCAAAGUGCAAGUUCCCUCAAGGUUUCUUUCACCCCAAUGUCUACCCUUCGGGAACUGUGUGCCUAUCAAUUCUCAAUGAAGACAGUGGGUGGAGACCAGCUAUCACAGUGAAGCAAAUUCUUGUGGGCAUACAGGAUUUGCUGGACCAGCCAAACCCCGCAGAUCCUGCACAAACAGAUGGAUAUCAACUGUUCAUUCAGGAACCAGCUGAGUAUAAGAGAAGGGUCCGACAGCAGGCGAAGCAAUAUCCGCCUCUUGUCUAAUGUUGCUGCUGAACUAUGCUGGUUAAAGAUAAUUGGUACAUUUGUUGGUCUCUCUUAUGUAUUUAAAGAUUGCAUAAUAUACGCUUUUUUGGGGUAUGUGAAACGCUUAUGGUAGUGGACAAACUUUAUUGACAAUAGAUGAACUUAACAAAGAAAAAGGGAAAAAGGAUGCUUCAUUGCUAUUAAUUUUAGUAGAGUUCUCAUGUCCUUGCAAUGGUUAUUAUGGUUUGUGAACUCUCCUUUCACCUGAUGGAUGUAUAUGUGGUCUGGCUGUGUAGUAGUGUUAUUA
Messenger RNA from Nelumbo nucifera (sacred lotus), 976 nucleotides. RefSeq names its product SUMO-conjugating enzyme SCE1-like. The record is from RefSeq and is a predicted model, not a curated record. NCBI's taxonomy places the organism in Eukaryota, Viridiplantae, Streptophyta, Magnoliopsida, Proteales, Nelumbonaceae.